Molecule: messenger RNA, 195 nt
Organism: Serpula lacrymans var. lacrymans S7.9
Lineage: Eukaryota; Fungi; Basidiomycota; Agaricomycetes; Boletales; Serpulaceae
Exons: 1
Source: RefSeq, a predicted model, not a curated record
AAGGAGAAACCUUGGAUGGACGACCUCCAACAGACUUUGGGAGCUCAGAACACUCUUGGAGCAAAGUCUAGAGAUGGUAGAAACAUAGACACCAGUGGUAGAGGCAAUGGAGUGAGCAGUUUGGCAUGCAUCAAGGAGGUUAAGAAUCUGGUUCUUUUGAGCAGGAGAGAGGGAUUUCAUGAUGAUGAUGGUUGA